This is a messenger RNA of Pseudomassariella vexata, 3114 nucleotides long. RefSeq names its product armadillo-type protein. The record is from RefSeq and is a predicted model, not a curated record. Lineage: Eukaryota; Fungi; Ascomycota; Sordariomycetes; Amphisphaeriales; Pseudomassariaceae. Gene Ontology annotation, cellular component: cytoplasm; nuclear matrix; nuclear pore. The coding region runs from base 1 to 3114 and encodes 1037 amino acids. Gene Ontology annotation, molecular function: small GTPase binding; tRNA binding. Gene Ontology annotation, biological process: tRNA re-export from nucleus. The transcript has 3 exons.
AUGGCUUCCGUCAAGAUGGAUGCUGAGAUCGAAAAAGCCAUCGAAAUUGCGUGGAAUCCGUCUGAAAACCCAGACAUCAAGCAGCAAGCCUACGGUUUCCUCGAACAAGUACGAUCCGAUGCUCAAGCUUGGCAGGCCUGUGUUACAGUCUUCACCAGAACUCCCCGUGCCUCAGAAAUUGUGCGCCAUGUCUGCCUCGAGAUCAUCAACAGCGGUGUCCACACCCAGUUCCUCGACAGCCAGAGCUUAUCUUUUCUAAAGGACGCUCUGAUGGGCUACGCCCGGGACACUUAUGGUAACAACCAACACGGUCAGGUGGAGUCGCCGAGCAUGCAGAACAAGCUUGCCCAGACUCUAACGUAUCUGUUCGUUGCGCUUUACAAGCAGAGCUGGGAAACUUUUUUCGACGAGUUCCUGGCUUUGACUGUCCUGCCAAACAGUUCUAGCCGAGAUAAUGCGACCGGUGUUAUCCUUUACCUGCGCGUCCUGGGUUCCAUCCACGACGAGAUCGCCGAUGUAAUGGUUAUGCGCCAGGGCAACGAGGUAAAGAGUCAUACAGAGUUGAAGGAUCUGGUCCGAGAGAGAGACGUUCGCAAAGUCGCUCAAUCGUGGCAGGAUCUUUUGUCCCAGUACUCGAGUCGCAAUGAUACCAUUGUCGAGAUGACCCUAAAGGUGAUUGGCAAGUGGGUCAGUUGGGUUGACAUAGCACUCAUCAUCAACGAUGGCAUGCUUAGCCUCAUUUACCCCUUGAUCGGUCGCACCAAUGCGUCUGGUGGAGAGGACAGUGUCCGAGACGCUGCAGUUGACGCUUUCAAUGAAAUUGUGGGCAAGAAGAUGCGCCCAGCUGACAAGAUCGAGAUGAUUGCGUUCCUCAACCUUGGCGAGAUCAUAGCUCAACUCAUCGCAAGCCCUCCUCUAAACGAAUUCAAGGGCACACCGCAGUACGACACGGACUUGGGUGAGGCAGUUGCAAAACUCGUCAACACUGUCCUAGCCGACCUCGUCAGAGUCUUGGAAGACCGCACGACUGACGACGCCACAAGAGGUAAAGCCAACCAGCUUCUGCAAGAUUUUCUGCCACUACUUCUGCGGUUCUUUGCCGACGAGUACGACGAGAUAUGCUCUACAGUCAUACCAUCUCUAACAGACAUCCUGACAUACCUCCGGAAGAUACCAGAGCUGCCGGGGCCUUUCUCUGAGAUGUUGCCCCCAAUUCUCAAUGCCAUAAUUGCUAAGAUGCGGUACGAUGAGACCUCGUCGUGGGGACACGAGGAUGAGCAGACGGACGAGGCCGAAUUCCAUGAAUUGAGGAAGCGGCUACAAGUCUUGCAAAAGAGUGUCGCUGCUGUGGAUCAAAACCUAUAUAUUGAAGUAGUCAGCAAUCUUGUUGCCAAUACCUUUCAACAGCUUGACGAGCAAGGUUCACAAUUAGAUUGGAGGGAUUUGGAUCUUGCCCUGCAUGAGAUGCACUUAUUUGGAGAGAUUGCCAUGCCCAGUCAAGGUCUGGGCAGCAAAACAAACCCAACGACUGCCGCAUCGGAGCGACUCACGGCACUGAUGGCGAGGAUGAUCGGGUCUGGCAUCGCCAACUUCCAGCACCCAGCAAUCCUGCUGCAGUAUAUGGAGAUUUGUGUCCGCUACUGCGCCUUCUUCGAACAGGAAAGUCGCUCGCCGUUGAUUGGACAGGUCCUCGAGAACUUCGUACGCUUAGUCCACCACGAGCACGCGCGAAUUCGCACGCGCUCAUGGUACCUGUUUCACCGCUUUGUGAAGCAUCUACGAGCUCAGGUCGGCAAUGUUGCCGAGACGGUCAUUCAAUCUAUUGGCGACCUCCUACCCAUCAAGGCGGAAGUGCCUGGCGACGACGCGGAUGACGACAUGUCCUCGGAUGAAGUAGACAACUCGGCAGAUGCUCUUUUUACUAGCCAGCUGUAUCUUUUCGAAGCCAUCGGUUGCAUCUCGUCAACAGCUGCCACACCUGCUGACAAGCAAGCACUGUAUGCCCGGUCGGUCAUGGACCCGCUGUUCACGGACUUAGAACAGCACUUGCAGCGGGCGAAGGCCGGGGAUGUCCAGGCCAUCCUGCAAAUUCAUCAUAUCAUCAUGGCUUUGGGCACUCUGGCACACGGCUUCUCUGACUGGACGCCAGGCUCCACAUCAGUAGCAAAACGACCUCCGCCAGACAAAGUCUUGUCAGACGAGUUCGGACGUGCAGCUGAAGCCAUCUUGAUUGCACUCGGGCAGCUCAAUGGUUCUUCGGAAAUCCGUACCGCAUGCAGGUUCGCAUUCUCACGCCUCCUAGGAGUUCUGGGGGUUUCUGUCUUGCCUCAACUACCGCAAUGGAUCGAAGGUCUUUUGUCUCAAAGUUCAUCCAAGGAUGAGAUGGCCAUGUUUCUGCGCCUUCUCGAUCAGGUGGUGUACGGGUUCAAGACGGAGAUUUACGAUGUACUGAAUCUCCUCCUAACUCCUUUGCUGCAAAGAGUUUUUGGCGGCCUCUCGGAACCUAUCAGCGGUACGGAUGAUGAAAUACAGCUUGCCGAGCUUCGCCGCGAGUAUCUUAGCUUCCUCAUGAUCAUACUUAGCAACGAUCUGGGUGGCGUACUUGUUUCCGAGGCUAACCAAGGCUUCUUUGAAUCCCUAGUCACGUCAAUCAUAUCCCUGGCUAGAGAUGUCGACCCCAGUUCCGGUAACUUGCCUGCAAGCAGACUUGCUUUCGGCCUUCUUGGCAAGAUGGCAAGCGUCUGGGGCGGCCCCGAUGUUGCGAAUAUCUCUGCCAACCCAUCUGCACCUAGCGGUCCACCCUCGCCAGCCAUACCUGGUUUCGACCAGUUUCUCAUCGACAGAUUCCACACAGUCGGUUGGGAAGUGCUGCGCAACCCGCAGUUCAAGCCCUCCAAUGACGCUCAGACCAAGCAGGUCCUUAACGAGAUUGCGGGGUUGGAACAAGCCAUAUACUUAAAGACGGGCGAGACUUUCAUUCAGAACCUGCAGUCGUCGCUGUUCCCAGGCCUGGGGAUCGAUGGUAACGACUUCCUCCGACACUUGACGACCUCGACGGAUAGAAAAAGCUUGACAAAGUAUUUACAGGACCUCCAGAGGUCUUUCAGGCAAUAG